Pan troglodytes (chimpanzee) is the source of this 4349-nucleotide messenger RNA. It is a transcript of the gene KAT7, whose product is annotated as lysine acetyltransferase 7. The transcript is spliced from 15 exons. Gene Ontology annotation, biological process: regulation of transcription by RNA polymerase II. The coding region runs from base 1385 to 2752 and encodes 455 amino acids. Gene Ontology annotation, molecular function: zinc ion binding; transcription coregulator activity; histone H4 acetyltransferase activity. The record is from RefSeq and is a predicted model, not a curated record. NCBI's taxonomy places the organism in Eukaryota, Metazoa, Chordata, Mammalia, Primates, Hominidae. Gene Ontology annotation, cellular component: histone H3-K14 acetyltransferase complex; chromatin; nucleus.
CGCCCUCUGCUUGCCUGGAUCGGAGGCGUUCUUAUUAAUUGGUCGCUGAAACGUCUGGAAGCAUAUUGAUUGGCUGGUGACGCCGCCUGUUUGGGCUCAACGGUCACCUCCCCGCGUGCGGGGGCGGUGUCUGGCCCCGGCCCCAGCGCUCUCCCACUGGCUGGAGAGAACGAUCCCUCCUCUCCUGAUUGGUCGAGGUUGGCAGUCUGUCCUGUGGGGGCGCGGCUUAGGCGGACCUCGAUUGGGUGGCCCGAAUCCCCGCCUUUCCGAGCGGGGACGCUGAUAGGUGCAGAGGCGGGGUUUUGGAGGCCUCGUUACCUUCCAGGUGGGGGGCACAACAAAGCAGAAGACUGGGUGGUGGGAAGCCAGCGCCCACUCCCAGGGGAUCCCUCUCAGGCCAGUUGCCUCCAAGCAGUUGCCUCUUUCCUUAUUUGCUAGUUCGACAGCGCCUAGAAAAUGCAGUUGGUAAAAACUAAAAACUUCUAGAAUUAGAAGGCACUUAGAAGAUCACCCAGGAAUGGCCCCCUCGUUUCUUCUUACAGCUGAACUAACGGAGGUCCAUGGAGUGCCGCAAGCCACUCAGGCAGUGGCAGAUCCAGAAUAUAGAACAAAUCUAACUCAAUUCAACAAAUGUCUAUUGACUACUUUCUGCGCGGUGGUUGCUGUGGAUUCAGAAAUUAAUUAGAUGUGAUCCCUGGCUUAAGGGUGUCACAGCCCGAUAGGAGAAAACAGACAUGAAUAACCUUAGAAGGAUCUAGUAAGUUCUCAGCUUGGAGGUGUAUACAAAGUGUUGCUGGAAGGAAGUGAAGGAGCAGUUAAGUCUGCCCUGGAGUACAAUGGGAGAUAUAUUGGUAAAAGCCACAGAGAAGAGCUGAGUUCCAGGAUCAAGCCAGGAAGGAACAAGUCUCACGUCAAGGCUUUAAAUAUCUCGAGGAAUGCAGGCAGUAGUUCAGAUGGAACCGAAGAUUCCGAUUUUUCUACAGAUCUCGAGCACACAGACAGUUCAGAAAGUGAUGGCACAUCCCGACGAUCUGCUCGAGUCACCCGCUCCUCAGCCAGGCUAAGCCAGAGUUCUCAAGAUUCCAGUCCUGUUCGAAAUCUGCAGUCUUUUGGCACUGAGGAGCCUGCUUACUCUACCAGAAGAGUGACCCGUAGUCAGCAGCAGCCUACCCCAGUGACACCGAAAAAAUACCCUCUUCGGCAGACUCGUUCAUCUGGUUCAGAAACUGAGCAAGUGGUUGAUUUUUCAGAUAGAGAAACUAAAAAUACAGCUGAUCAUGAUGAGUCACCGCCUCGAACUCCAACUGGAAAUGCACCUUCUUCUGAGUCUGACAUAGACAUCUCCAGCCCCAAUGUGUCUCACGACGAGAGCAUUGCCAAGGACAUGUCCCUGAAGGACUCAGGCAGUGAUCUCUCUCAUCGCCCCAAGCGCCGUCGCUUCCAUGAAAGCUACAACUUCAAUAUGAAGUGUCCUACACCAGGCUGUAACUCUCUAGGACACCUUACAGGAAAACAUGAGAGACAUUUCUCCAUCUCAGGAUGCCCACUCUAUCAUAACCUCUCAGCUGACGAAUGCAAGGUGAGAGCACAGAGCCGGGAUAAGCAGAUAGAAGAAAGGAUGCUGUCUCACAGGCAAGAUGACAACAACAGGCAUGCAACCAGGCACCAGGCACCAACGGAGAGGCAGCUUCGAUAUAAGGAAAAAGUGGCUGAACUCAGGAAGAAAAGAAAUUCUGGACUGAGCAAAGAACAGAAAGAGAAAUAUAUGGAACACAGACAGACCUAUGGGAACACACGGGAACCUCUUUUAGAAAACCUGACAAGCGAAUAUGACUUGGAUCUUUUCCGAAGAGCACAAGCCCGGGCUUCAGAGGAUUUGGAGAAGUUAAGGCUGCAAGGCCAAAUCACAGAGGGAAGCAACAUGAUUAAAACAAUUGCUUUUGGCCGCUAUGAGCUUGAUACCUGGUACCAUUCUCCAUAUCCUGAAGAAUAUGCACGGCUGGGACGUCUCUAUAUGUGUGAAUUCUGUUUAAAAUAUAUGAAGAGCCAAACGAUACUCCGCCGGCACAUGGCCAAAUGUGUGUGGAAACACCCACCUGGUGAUGAGAUAUAUCGCAAAGGUUCAAUCUCUGUGUUUGAAGUGGAUGGCAAGAAAAACAAGAUCUACUGCCAGAACCUGUGCCUGUUGGCCAAACUUUUUCUGGACCACAAGACAUUAUAUUAUGAUGUGGAGCCCUUCCUGUUCUAUGUUAUGACAGAGGCGGACAACACUGGCUGUCACCUGAUUGGAUAUUUUUCCAAGGAAAAGAAUUCAUUCCUCAACUACAACGUCUCCUGUAUCCUUACUAUGCCUCAGUACAUGAGACAGGGCUAUGGCAAGAUGCUUAUUGAUUUCAGUUAUUUGCUUUCCAAAGUCGAAGAAAAAGUUGGCUCCCCAGAACGUCCACUCUCAGAUCUGGGGCUUAUAAGCUAUCGCAGUUACUGGAAAGAAGUACUUCUCCGCUACCUGCAUAAUUUCCAAGGCAAAGAGAUUUCUAUCAAAGAAAUCAGUCAGGAGACGGCUGUGAAUCCUGUGGACAUUGUCAGCACUCUGCAAGCCCUUCAGAUGCUCAAGUACUGGAAGGGAAAACACCUAGUUUUAAAGAGACAGGACCUGAUUGAUGAGUGGAUAGCCAAAGAGGCCAAAAGGUCCAACUCCAAUAAAACCAUGGAUCCCAGCUGCUUAAAAUGGACCCCUCCCAAGGGCACUUAAAGUGACCUGUCAUUCCGAGCCAGCGAACCCCAGCAGUAGGAAUCCGUACCCUAGGGAUCUGUCUGUCAUUUCUGUUGCUCUUGUGAUUGGCAAGUACAGUAUCCUUUGGGAAGGCCAUCCCCCUCAGGACUGUCCUGGCUCCGACCUUUGUGUACACUGCAGACGCUGGUUCUGAGGAACUGUUGUUUCGGCCUCAGUGAGGUUGCCUGGAUGGGAUCUGUAUUAGACUUGAGUGCAGGUCUCUCAGCACUGACCCAAGGAGUUCUGUUAUGGUACUGUACCUGUCCAGUCACUGGUUCUCUCCUCAUGUCCUCUCGCCCCAUGAGGUUGUGUUGUGUCUUCUAAGCGUGGUACUAGUGCUUGCCACCUGGUCACCAGACCUCCAAAUAUGGCUGCCACCACCAGGACCUUUCCAGUUACUCCUUAUAUGUGUGUUCUAUGGAGGGGCAGGGAAAAGGUGGCACUUGUGAGUGUGUGUGGAUUGGCAGGGGGUCCAUUCACUUUGGGUUCCAUCUUGCUUUAAAUUUCUUGCCUUCAUUUUGAUUAAGAGACCUCUUUUUGAUCUGUAUUGGGCUAACCAGAGCCAAAUACUUUUGAAGAGUUUCCCAGGGACUAGUCAUGGUAAUAGCAUAUAAUUGAUCUGAAUGAGAUGGAGAGAAGAAUGAAGGGGUGAUGGUUCUGGGUUUGAUUUGAGUUCACCUGUGGGCAGUGGGCAGUGGGCAGCGUCUUGGUGAAAGGGAACGGAUACUACUUUUUGCCUCACUGUAAAGUACUCACUAGUAAAUAUUUCCUUCUCUCUUUACUCCCACUUUUUACGUUUGCAGGUGCCAAAGUAAUGUCCACUUUUCCCUUUCAUGCUGCAUAUUAACUGGUUAAUUAUACUGCAGAAACCUUUUCACCUCCACUAGUCUGAUACAGUACAUCUGUACUUCCAUAUACCUUGCACUGAUUUUGUCUGAAUGCCCUGGGAGAAGUAGAAAAUGAUUGAAAGUGACUUCCGUAUCUCAGCCCAUGACUCAGCAAGGCAGAAUGGCCACCCCUGCCAAAGUUUGCUUCUCUUUUCAACAGUGCCUCACCCUCCCUCUAGGAUUAAAGUGCUUCUGCCCUUCCACGAACUCCUCCUCCAUUUCCUUUUUGGGAUUUGUCACCAUCCUUCUAUUCUCUGGUCUUCUAUUUUUGGUGUUGUUCAAGUGAAGGAAGAGAUGUUCCCUCUAAUUUCUCUCUAGCCCAUUAUAACCUGCUAUCUUGGGGCAACUUUUGAUGUAUGACAUGUCACCCUUCCCAACUUGGUCUCCUCCAACAUGCUGUCUUCAUGUGGAGCCCUCACCACAAUCCCUGACUCCGGUCAUUUGUGCCUUUCUCUUGUCAUCUCUGUACACUACUUAUAUUCACUGUGGGUUGGGGGAGCUAAUUUUAAGCAUGUUCAGUGGCAGCUCCCCUCCAGUUUCAGUGUCACUGUUAAAAUUUAUCAAAAAGCAACUUCACUAGGGGUUUUCUUAAGGGAUAAAGGCCUUUUACAGAAGCUAAACCCUUCCCCACAUGUGGUAGAAUGUGCUCUUCUAUAUCUACUCCUCAAUAAAGCAUGUUCUCUGCUCAA